CGAUGGGAAAGAUGAUAAUAAGACGAUUGAAUGAUGUUAGGGAUGUUGAAAAUAUGGAAAUAACUUACGAUGAUCGUUUUAUAAUAACAGCUUCAAGGGAGGGAAUCAUUUGUAUUUGGCGUUUAUUAAACAUCGAAGGAAAAGCAAUUAAACUCGACAAAGAAUUCUCACCUUCAACCGAAAUUCUAAUUCCAAAAGUCGAUUUAGAAGAAAAACUCAACUUUAUUCGCGACUUACAAUUAAGAAUGCACGAAUUAGAAACGGAACACGCGUAUCAAAUGCGCCAAAUCGAAACAUUACAUAACGCAGCCAUCAAAAACGUCCACGAAGGCUACUGCAACGCCAUCGAAGAAUUAAAAGAGAAAAUCGAAGCUUUAGAGGGAGACCAUUUCACGGAAAUCAACACGAUUAACGAAGAAAUCAUGAAAAUGAAACACAAUCACGAAGAAUACAUUCAAAAAUUAGAAAAUAGUUAUAACGAAAAACUUAUUAACGAAUACGAGAAAUAUCUCAAGUUGGAACAAAAAAUGGAACAGAUGAGAGUGAGAUUUUUGCUUGAAAUCGAGGAAUUAAUUGUGAGCAAAAAGGAAUCUGAGGCGAAUAUAACUAAUUCGUUCGUUGAGAAAUUGAAUGAGAAAGAAGUCCAAUUGGAGGAGUUGCAAGAAGAGGGAAGACAACGAUCGAAAGAACACGAAAUAAUUAAGCAACAAAUCGAAGAUGAUGCAGAUCGAGAAAUUUACGAUCUUAAAAUAAACUAUGAAACACAAUUAACCGCGGAACAAGACGCGAAUAUUCGGCUAAAAGGUGAAGCGCAAACUGUUAAAAAGAAAUUAACAGCGGCAUCAAAAGAAAUCGAUGAUUUAAAACACGCGGUACACACCCAACAAAACGAACAAUUAAAAUUAAAACAAAUCAUAUUAAACUUAGAAAAAGAUAUGCUCGAUUUAAAAAAAGAAAUCGCCGAGCGCGAUUCAACAAUACAAGACAAAGAGAAACGAAUCUUCGAAUUAAAACGCCGCAACCAAGAACUAGAAAAAUUCAAAUUCAUUUUAGACUUCAAAAUAAACGAAUUAAAAUCGCAAAUCGAGCCGAGAGAACGCCGCAUCCGCGAACAAAUGGAACAAAUCACCGAAAUGGUCAACGAAUUAGAAAACUUACAAAAAAUCAUCCUCUCCUUAGACGUCCAAUUACGCGAAUUACGCGAAAAAUUAAAAGCAGCCGACCUCGAAAUCAAACGCGAAAUAACCAAAAAUCGUUGCGCGAAAGCAGCCUUAAAAAAAAUUCGAAACGACAUCCACCACGCGAGCGGUUUAAUCCAAGACGUUCCAAAACUACAAAAAGCAGUCAAAGAAAUGUAUCACACCUACAACACCGAUAAAGACUUCGAAAUUAUGUUGGCGGAAGAUCGCGAUGCCAAAAACGAAUUUCUACGUCAACGCGACUUUUUAGAAAAAACCAUCAAAUCGUUACAAACCCAAAUCAAUAAAACAUCCUCUUCGAUUAUGGACAAAUUAAAAUUGGUCGAAGAAAAUUCGGCGUUAAUCGUCGAAACGAACGCGUUAAGGAAAGAUUUGAAAUUGGAGUAUCGGAAGAAUCAAAAAAUGGAGGCUGUUUUGGGGUUGCAUAAGAAAUGCGUGAGCGUGCGGGAAACUGAAAAGACUUUGAAUGAUGCGGUUGCGACUCGGCACGAGAUUCAUAAUGAAUACAAAAAGAUUAUUGUUGAUAAUGAGAGGUGUAUUAAAGCGUUGGAGGAGGAGAAUAAUCGGUUGUUGCAUGAAAUUUCUUUGGCCGAUCGGUGCCAAGAAGAGGAAGUUCGCGAGGAACCUUUGGAGAUUAAAGAGUCUAAAACUACGGAUGUUAUUGAAAUGAACUAAAUUAAAUAAAUUCUUUUUUUCCC
Molecule: messenger RNA, 1897 nt
Organism: Onthophagus taurus
Lineage: Eukaryota; Metazoa; Arthropoda; Insecta; Coleoptera; Scarabaeidae
Source: RefSeq, a predicted model, not a curated record